This is a messenger RNA of Necator americanus (New World hookworm), 999 nucleotides long. RefSeq lists its product as uncharacterized. Lineage: Eukaryota; Metazoa; Nematoda; Chromadorea; Rhabditida; Ancylostomatidae. The transcript has 9 exons. Bases 1 to 999 code for a protein of 332 amino acids. Gene Ontology annotation, biological process: protein import into nucleus; snRNA import into nucleus. The record is from RefSeq and is a predicted model, not a curated record. Gene Ontology annotation, molecular function: nuclear import signal receptor activity; protein binding. Gene Ontology annotation, cellular component: nucleus; cytoplasm.
AUGGACGACAUAGACGCGCUGGUUGGCCAGCUAACCGAAGCGCAGGUGGAUCCUACGGCUUUGGGUGAACAUCCACGAUUUAGUAAGUUCAAAAAUGCAGGACGUGCUGCGGAACAACAAGCAAAAAGAAGAGAAGACGCGAUGGAACGACAGCGAAAUAGUCGCUUUGACCACUUCAACCACACAAGAAAGUUGGCUGAGAAUGAAGAUGAUGACGAAUCAGUGAUUGAACCGGAAGGAGAUCAUCAGAACGACCAAGAGAAGGCUCAGGAUUUACGAAAGAAACGUUUCAAGUCGAGAUACGCUGAUGAACUGAUGCUCAGCGAAUGGUUAGUGGAUAUACCUGAACAGCUGUCAUCAGAAUGGAUGAUGGUACCGUCGCCGGUUGGGAAAAGGGUGCUAGUAGUAGCUGCAAAGGGCGCCACAACAGCGUACAAUAAGGCUGGAAAAACGAUAACACAGUUUCGAUCUCGUUUACCGGGAGGUUACCAAAAGUCAAGCGUAUACACCAUCCUUGAUUGUAUUAUGGAUGCAAAAAAGACGUUUUAUUGUCUUGAUGUGUUAGCGUGGAAUGGAAUGGACAUGAGUGCGAAUCCUUUCGAUUUCCGGCAAUACAUGCUCUCUUCAAAGUUGAAGGAGUCUCCGGAAAUAUCACUCUCUUCGAAACAAUUCCCAUAUCGCUUCUUGUCACUGCCAUGUUGUAAAUGCGAGAGGGCUUUAAUGGAAGAAAUGAUGCGGAAUGGAUUUGACUUUGAAUUGGAUGGACUCCUUUAUUACCACUCCGGAGUGGUCUAUGAAGCUGGCCAAAGUCCUUUAGUUGGCUGGCUAAAACCAUGGAUGUUACCGGAAAUUCUCAAUGUAACUGUGCCCGAAAAGUUCUUGAACGAGAAUGUGCUGCAGCAGUCUUCGCAGCAGUUUAUCGAUGCCUUCAAUAUCGAACAUCGACAUGUGUCAAAAAUCGAAAAGAAUAUCGAAAUGGAGGAAGUUACUAGCGCAUAG